This is a messenger RNA of Solanum pennellii, 369 nucleotides long. RefSeq lists its product as uncharacterized. The coding region runs from base 1 to 369 and encodes 122 amino acids. Lineage: Eukaryota; Viridiplantae; Streptophyta; Magnoliopsida; Solanales; Solanaceae. The record is from RefSeq and is a predicted model, not a curated record. The transcript has 2 exons.
AUGGAUGGAAUUCUCAAGGAUUAUGAUGUAACUAUCAAAUACCAUCCUGGUAAGGCAAAUGCUGUGUUUGGCAUUUCUGAAAGUGGUGGGUUGUUAGCUAGCGUUGAAGCUAAGUCCAUGUUCAUAGAGGAAAUCAAGGACAAACAAUUUGAAGACGGAGAAUUAGAUGAGAUUAGAACAAAAAAUGCAACAGGUAAGUCUCAAAGAACAACUCUAGAUGCUAAUGGUGUGCUCAACUAUAAGGGUAGAAUGUGUGUUCCAAGAGUUGAGAAUUUGAUUCUUAGGUUAUUGGCGGAGGCUCAUGGCUCGCGCUAUUCUAUUCAUUCGAGCGUGACCAAGAUGUAUAGAGAUCUGAAACGAGUGUAUUAG